This is a messenger RNA of Lolium perenne, 646 nucleotides long. Its product is annotated as calvin cycle protein CP12-1, chloroplastic. The record is from RefSeq and is a predicted model, not a curated record. Gene Ontology annotation, biological process: negative regulation of reductive pentose-phosphate cycle. Gene Ontology annotation, cellular component: chloroplast. NCBI's taxonomy places the organism in Eukaryota, Viridiplantae, Streptophyta, Magnoliopsida, Poales, Poaceae.
CAGACGAUCAGACCCCAACCGAACCAUCUCUCUUCUUCCUCGUUGCGACCCCAAGAGCAAAGCCAUGGCCACCAUCACCACCAUGGCCUUCAUGGCCACCUUCCCGACUCCCAGAACCGUCGCGCAGCCCUCGGCAACACUGCCGCCUCGUCAGAACCUCGUGUCGUUCGCGGCCAUGUCGGUGCGCGCACGCGGGCGUCGGCUGGUGGCCGUGGCGGGCUCGGCGUCCACGCCGCCGGAGCUGGCGAAGAAGGUGACGGAGAGCAUCAAGCAGGCCGAGGAGACGUGCGCGGGGGACCCGGUGAGCGGCGAGUGCGUCGCGGCGUGGGACGAGGUGGAGGAGCUCAGCGCGGCCGCCAGCCACGCGCGCGACCGCAACAAGGACAGCGACCCGCUCGACGAGUUCUGCGAGGAUAACCCCGCGGCCGACGAGUGCCGCACCUACGAGGACUAGCCGAGUGUGCGAGCUCGUGCCAGCUCCCUGGCAUAGCCGUCAGCGUGAGCUACCGCAUUGGUAAUUUGGAUCUUGGGCGUGUAAGCUUGGUGUUUUUUUGUUUAAUUUGGCUUGGCUUGCAAUAAUGCGAGGUUCAUUUGUUUGGUAAACUACAAGAUACUAGUAAGCGUUACAAGAAUUUCACACUGCAAA